UAUAAAUAGUCGUGUCUGAAGUGUCUGCCACUCAUUACCACCUGAGAACAUACCUGUAGACCUGCAGUAUUUCACCAACAACAGACAAACAUCAUGAGGGUUUUGACCGUCUCUGUGCUGCUCUUCGUGGUCCUCGCUCUUAAUGUAUCAGAGCAGGCCAGUGUGACUGAAGCAGAGGUCAGUCAGGCUAUAAAUGGUGCUGCACCUCCAGCAGAAGAGACUGAGGAAACUGUGCCAGAUGUAUCAGUGCAGAAACAGUCACUCCCAGAAUCCCCUGAAUUUGGGGAUGAGGCUCCACUUACACGAUCCCUAGGGGAUUGUCCAUUUGGUUGGUAUGGCCAUCAAGCACGCUGCUACCAGUUUGUUAAUCAGGCCAAUACAUGGAUCAAUGCACAGCAAUAUUGCAUAGGACUAGGUGCUAACUUAGCCUCAGCACGCAACCCAAGGGAAUACAUAUUCCUCCAGGAAUUGGUUGAUCGAAGUGGUCAAGCUACACGAGCAUGGCUUGGGGGGUUUUACCUUCAGAACACAUGGUUGUGGGUGGAUGGGGAAGGAUUGUACUACCAGAACUGGCAGACUCAGAGUUCUGCUAGCAGCUUCCCUUGCAUUUUUCUGCAAACAAGAGUUGGCUGGUCCAACAAUAAUUGCCACUCUACAACCAAUCCAUUCAUUUGUGUGAAAAGAACUUGCUGAACCAAGUCAUUUCAGUCAGGAGGGAAAAAAGAAUGGAAAUCAUUAAGCAAAACUUCAAAUCCUCAAAUUAAUGACACAAAGUUACGAAAGUGAGCUGGGAUUACAGCUGUUCAGUAAAUGCCGUUAUGGAGGGCAACAUAUGAUGUUUACAAUAUUAAAUUUGACAUAAUUUCAUUCAUUUAUGUUAUUAGUUUUUGUUACAGCUGAUGCUAGAAUUUAAAAUGACCUGUUAACUAUUUUUAAUAAAGAAAUAAUUUCACCAUGAAA
Molecule: messenger RNA, 960 nt
Organism: Anguilla anguilla (European eel)
Lineage: Eukaryota; Metazoa; Chordata; Actinopteri; Anguilliformes; Anguillidae
Product: ladderlectin-like
Exons: 8
Coding region: 94-693 (199 amino acids)
Source: RefSeq, a predicted model, not a curated record